UAAUAAACAUUUUUUUAAAUAAAAAUUUUUCAUCAUAAUGUCGACAUUAAAUUAUUUGUUUGCAUCCAGUUUGAUUCAUUAUGAUAAAUUUUUUUUGGAAUUAAAUCGAUUCUUUCGAUUACGUUUAGCACAUUCAUAUGUUAAUGAACAUUGUUUCGAUGUUGUUGUUGUCGGUGGUGGUAUUGUCGGUUCGGCAACUGCUCGACAAUUAUUAUUAAACCGACCUGGAUUACGUAUGGCCAUUUUAGAAAAAGAAAAUGAAUUAGGAAUGCAUCAAACUGGUCAUAAUUCUGGUGUCAUACAUGCAGGUAUCUAUUAUAAACCAGGAUCAUUAAAAGCAAAAUUAUGUGUUGAAGGAAGUCAAAUGGCAUAUAAAUAUUGUGAUGAUAAAAAAAUUCCAUACAAACGUGUUGGAAAACUUAUUGUUGCCUGUAAUGCAUUGGAAGUGGAACGUUUAAAUGAACUUUAUGAUAGAUCACUUAAAAAUCAGGUACAAGGUGUUAAAUUGUUACAAUCUAUUGAACAAAUUCAAGCAAUCGAACCAAAAUGUGUUGGUCUAGCUGCAAUUUGGAGUCCAAACACUGGUAUUGUUGAUUGGGGACAAGUGAAUCGUUCAUAUGGAAAAGAUUUCGAACAAAAAGGUGGAAAAAUUUUCAAUCAAUUUCAAGUAAUAAAAUUUGAAUUAAAAACAAAAUCAUCUGAUAAUGAUUCGGAUAACAAUUAUCCGAUCAUCAUCUCUUCGAAAAAUGGACAACAAAUUCGUUCAAAAUAUGUGAUUACUGCUGCCGGAUUAUAUGCCGAUAAAGUUGCUCAAUUGACUAAUGGGAAAAAAAUUCCCAAAAUUGUUCCAUUUCGUGGCGAAUAUCUUGUGCUACGUAAAGAAUCAUCGGAUAUGGUCAAAACAAACAUUUAUCCCGUUCCAGAUCCACGUUUUCCAUUUUUAGGCGUUCAUUUUACACCACGAAUGGAUGGAAGUAUUUGGGUUGGACCGAAUGCAGUUUUAGCAUUCAAACGAGAAGGCUAUCGUUAUCGAGAUUUUAAUCUAAUGGAAUUUAUCGAAACAGCAACAUUUCCCGGUUUUCUACGGCUAUCAUUUAGAUAUUUUUUCGCCGGUAUCGAUGAAAUGUAUCGAAGUUUAUCAGUAAAUGCUCAACUAAAAAAACUUCAACGUUUUGUUCCAUCCAUAACUAAAGAUGAUAUAGAUCUAACUAAACAUGUUGCUGGUGUCCGUGCACAAGCUCUUGAUGAAAAUGGUAAUCUUGUCGAUGAUUUUGUAUUCGAAUUUGAUGCUAAUAGUGGACGAGUGAUGCAUGUACGUAAUGCACCAUCACCAGCUGCUACUUCAUCAUUGGCUAUUGCUCGUGUCAUUGCUGAACGUGCUGAACAGGAAUUUAAACUGUGAUUUAUAUUCCGAAAAUUAUUUAUGAUUUAUUUAGGAUACAUUUUAUGAAAAUUGUUUUUACAAAAAAAAGCUUCCACUACCAUACAAUUAAGAAUGAAAGAAAA
Dermatophagoides pteronyssinus (European house dust mite) is the source of this 1506-nucleotide messenger RNA. RefSeq names its product L-2-hydroxyglutarate dehydrogenase (gene L2HGDH). The record is from RefSeq and is a predicted model, not a curated record. Gene Ontology annotation, molecular function: (S)-2-hydroxyglutarate dehydrogenase activity. Lineage: Eukaryota; Metazoa; Arthropoda; Arachnida; Sarcoptiformes; Pyroglyphidae.